UUUUAUUAUGCUUAGUUGAUAACCGCGUGCCGCGCGUGGCGCCCGUGCUUCCAUCCACGUCGCAAGAGUUGACAUCUAACGUUAUAGUCUGACCUAUUUUCACCGCGCAACCUCCCGUUUAGCCGUUCAAAUUGUUUUAAAUCACUUGUGCUCAACCCUCGCAGGCCACUGCAAGUUCAACAGGAUUUUGCGAUCGAAUAACCGUCCGAAAUUUUAGGCACUGCUGAUAAUUUGAUCAAGAUAGGGCCUAUAGCAGAUUUACGAUGGCAAACAAGUGGCAAGAAGACAACAGAGAACAACAACAUUGCUAUUCAUGUCAUUCCACCCGAUGGAGAAGAAGAUGACGAGUUCGUGCCGCCGCUGCGCCCACGACGCAAACUUAGCACACCCCUGAGCGCUCUCCCUGCUUCCGUGGAUGGACUAUCGACACCCUCAGAUCUACUCCGUGCGUCACCGACGCGCUCCCUAUCUCCUUUCGAUAGGACCAAACGUCGCUUCAGCACCAUGGUUUCGAGCGCCGCAGCUGCCGCAGUGUCGCGGCGAUUCUCCGCCACCAUUGGCUGGUGCCUCGCUACUCCAUCCGACGUCAAACCGCAAAUAGUUCGACAGGGCCGCGCUCUCUGUCUGCAAUAUAUUAAAACUCAAAUACGAAGGUCACCAACCUGCCCCAAAAAGAAUCUUAAUCAUCCAUCCUUUCAGCAAAUAGUAAUGAAACGUUUACAAACAAUGCUUGAAACCGAAUGCGGAGAAGAAGCUAUCAACAAUAUGGAAACUGGCGUGUUGGCUGCCCUGCGAGCGUUGUGCGCCGCUUUGGAGAGGAAACGCCCCGAGGCCUUCAGGCAUGUUGCUCGACAGGCCACGCGUGCCCCGUCUGCCAUGCUACGAACUGAUACAGCCCUGGCAGAACUUACACUCGCAUUGGCACGACGCAUCACCAGGGCUAACGUUACCUGGUCUAAGAUUGCGGCCGUAUUUUGUAUUUGUGGAGCAUUAGCCAAAGAAGCUGCCGAAUCAGCGGACGGGGAACCACCCCUUGAAUUAGUAGCGGCACCUGCAGCUGCAAUUGCGGACCUUCUACAUGAAAACACAGGCUCCUGGAUCGCUGCAAAUGGUGGAUGGAAUGGCCUCAUCGAGCGACUUCGAAUCAGUGAUCGAGAUCAGAGGUCCGAGAAAACGCUACGUGUGAUGGUCUCAUUCUUUGUAACAGUUUGCCUCAUACUCCUGUUAUUGCGAUGGGCAUGGGCGUAACGAAGAUAUCAGUUUUGAUCUUAUUGUGUACCUAGGUGAUCUAAGCAUUUUAGCCAUACUAAGUGCUGUAAAAUAAGUAGUACAAUUAUUAUUUUAAAGCUAACCUACAAUGAAUUUGAAUUCGGACGUAGGUACCCAGAGGUAGGUAGGUAGUACUUGCGAUUCAUUGUCCUAGCACAUAAGUAAUUUAUAAUAUUACCUACUUACUACGUCCUAAUACCUAUUUAUAAAUAUAAUAAUUUAUGUGCUCGAUUUUUAAUCAGUUUACCUAUUUAAAAAAAUUAUCGAGCGGUGUCCAAAUUCGUGGACGUGAUUCAAAACGAAUAAGAGCAUUCACACCGCUGCUGCUGUGAGAACAAAAUGUAAUGUACCUAAUGUAAAUCAACAUAAACGCCAGGCGCACCAGCCUCACCAGCUGUCCAAUACUACCUAAUGUACUUAUUAUAAAAUACAACUAGGUACUUAUAAUGUGCUUAUACAUGUUUUGGACCAUGCCUUGGUGUAGACGUGUUAUACGCGUAUGUUUUUAAAUAUACUUAACUGAUUUUUGCCAAGCAAGGUCUGAAUUAAUUAAAAUAUAAUAAUUACUACGUGGUACUUGUAAAUCAUUCGGUCUACCAUCUAAUAAAUCUUAUUAAACGAUUAGGAACUAUAAUGAGGAAUACUAAUAAGAAUUUUGCUGAAUAAAACUUGAAAAGUUAAAAAUAAGUACUUAGUAGGUAAGUAGGUACAAAAUGUUUUCGUAACUCAUGACAGACCUCAACGUUUUCCAUACGUGGAAAGUGUAAACUCGAUUAGUAUAUCAACUUCAUAAGUGUAGCCCUCGGCAAGCUUUACUUAUACUGCCUUGGGAAUUUCGAAAAAUCCGGCCAUAUUCCUUGUCUGUAAGUCAUUACCCAUUAGGUAUAAAGGCAUCCUUUAUGUAAUGUACUUUCAGCAUUCUAAGUCGAAGGGAUGGGGCGAUGCCGAGGUCUGUAUCUAAGUAAAAAUAAUUGUUAGUUUUCGUAUGAAAUUGUUCUGCCGUUUUACCUUUAAAAAGUAUUAAAGAAAAUUAAUAAAUAAAAUAUAUUUUGAUGUUUUG
Molecule: messenger RNA, 2329 nt
Organism: Maniola jurtina (meadow brown)
Lineage: Eukaryota; Metazoa; Arthropoda; Insecta; Lepidoptera; Nymphalidae
Product: bcl-2-related ovarian killer protein homolog A-like
Exons: 6
Coding region: 505-1248 (247 amino acids)
Biological process (GO): regulation of apoptotic process; extrinsic apoptotic signaling pathway in absence of ligand; intrinsic apoptotic signaling pathway in response to DNA damage
Cellular component (GO): mitochondrial outer membrane
Molecular function (GO): protein homodimerization activity; protein heterodimerization activity
Source: RefSeq, a predicted model, not a curated record